ACUAGAUUCUAUCACAAAAGAAUUUUUCAAAGAAAUUUUUUUUCAAAAAAAAUGUUAUUGUACCCUAUGACCACUGUUUUCCUCAUAUGUGUGAUGUUUGGUAUCAUCACCGUUAUUUUCUUCGGAUGCUGUCUAAUGUUUCGAUUCAUGCAUCGAUCUCUGGGAUCCGAGGAAAUAAAACAUGCAAAUAGUAACGUGGUGAUCCAUCCAAAACGAGUUUACGAAAUCCAAGCAGAAGAAGGCUGCUUCAGCAGCCUUCCAAAUAUUGCUGAAGCCGUCGUAGAAAAACAAAAAUUGUAUAGACCAGAGACGGGUGAUUUGAAGGCGAUAAGACAAGAACACGAAUGCUGCGAAUUCAAGCAUAUGGCAAAGAGGAAGGCUCGAACGGUGGAGUUCUUACUUUUCUACUUAGCAAACAGCUAA
This is a messenger RNA of Angiostrongylus costaricensis, 423 nucleotides long. NCBI's taxonomy places the organism in Eukaryota, Metazoa, Nematoda, Chromadorea, Rhabditida, Metastrongylidae. The record is from the annotation of a GenBank genome assembly.